Ornithorhynchus anatinus (platypus) is the source of this 760-nucleotide messenger RNA. Its product is annotated as antimicrobial peptide NK-lysin. The coding region runs from base 74 to 520 and encodes 148 amino acids. Gene Ontology annotation, biological process: defense response to bacterium; antimicrobial humoral immune response mediated by antimicrobial peptide; killing of cells of another organism. The record is from RefSeq and is a predicted model, not a curated record. Gene Ontology annotation, cellular component: cytolytic granule. NCBI's taxonomy places the organism in Eukaryota, Metazoa, Chordata, Mammalia, Monotremata, Ornithorhynchidae. The transcript is spliced from 5 exons.
CAAGAGGUUGCAGGGACCUGGACCACCCCAUCCGCCCCCUCCCUCCCACCACGACCCCCUGCAACUCGCAGCAAUGCCGGUCCCGCUCCACCUGCUCCUCGCCUUGGUCCUUUCGGUCAGCCCAGCCCGGGCCGGCGAGGCGCUGACCCUGGACGGGGGCCAAGGGGACCCGGCCAGCCGAUGCAGAGAGGCCGGGGACCACCUGGGAGAGGGCACCGCCCCCUGCCACCUCGCCCCGGGCCUCCAGAGCAAAGAACCGUUUAUCAAGUGUGUGACCUGCAAGAUGGUGGUGCAGAAGAUAGUGGCCUCCGUCGGAGAAGACCCCACCCCCGAGAACAUUAAGGAAGCGGGAAGCAAGGUCUGUACCCGAUUGGGCCGCUUCCUGCGCCGCGUCUGCAAGAAGUUCAUUAAGAAGUUCCUCGACAUGAUCACCCAGGGCAUUCAGGAGGGCAAGGAGGCCAAGGAGAUUUGUGUGGACAUCCGCUUGUGCAAGGGAUCAUCCGGCUACAACUUGAAAUAGGUCUAACAGACCUGAAAACUCCUGCCCUCUCAGGACAUCUCACUGGGGACACUGCACAGCCGCCCUCUCCCCAUCUCUGUGACCCCCGACCUGCUGAACUGCUCCUCCUCGUCCAGCUUCCAGCCCUUUCCACUGGCUCAUCAGGGAAUAAAGUGCCUGGUCUUUGCAGUGUGGACUAGCUCUGGGCAGGGCUGCCUCACGCCUCUUCCUUUGCUUAAUAAAUCAUCCUGGUCAGCUCUG